Molecule: messenger RNA, 935 nt
Organism: Pseudovirgaria hyperparasitica
Lineage: Eukaryota; Fungi; Ascomycota; Dothideomycetes; Acrospermales; Acrospermaceae
Product: 40S ribosomal protein S9
Exons: 4
Coding region: 27-602 (191 amino acids)
Biological process (GO): positive regulation of translational fidelity; translation
Cellular component (GO): cytosolic small ribosomal subunit
Molecular function (GO): structural constituent of ribosome; rRNA binding
Source: RefSeq, a predicted model, not a curated record
AGUACUAACACCUCAACACAGCGACAAUGGCUCCCAGGAGUUAUUCAAAGACCUACAAGGUUCCUCGUCGUCCUUUCGAGUCGGCUCGUCUGGACACGGAAUUGAAGCUCGUCGGUGAAUAUGGUCUGAGAAACAAGCGCGAGGUGUGGCGUGUCAUGCUUCAGCUCUCCAAGAUCCGUCGUGCUGCCCGUCAGCUUCUCACCCUCGACGAGAAGGACCCCAAGCGCCUAUUCGAAGGUAACGCCCUCAUCCGUCGUCUCGUGCGUGUCGGUGUCCUCGACGAAUCCCGCAUGAAGCUCGAUUACGUGCUCGCCCUUAAGGUGGAAGAUUUCUUGGAGCGUCGUCUGCAGACCUGUGUCUACAAGCUUGGUCUCGCAAAGUCCAUUCAUCAUGCCCGUGUGCUCAUCCGCCAGAGGCACAUCCGAGUUGGCAAGCAAAUCGUCAACGUCCCCUCCUUUGUCGUCCGUCUAGACUCCCAGAAGCACAUUGACUUCGCACUUACUUCGCCAUUCGGCGGCGGCCGCUUCGGUCGUGUGCGCAGAAAGAAGGCCAAGGCUGCGGAGAAGAAGGACGGUGGUGAUGAGGAAGAGGAAGAGGAGUGAAUGGUAACCCUAACGGUGCACUCGAAUAGAUCAUGAAUAUGGAAAAGGAAAGGUGUUCAAAAACGGCUGCAGCAUACGUGUCCCUCGGCAGCUAGGCAGGCAAGCAUGGAGUAGAUAUAUGCAUCUACUGCAUUCCUUCGGGAGUAUCGUUGGCUUCGGUAGCUUCGAAUAUAAGCAUCGAUAUGGUCUAUCAAUGGUUCUCUGUACAACGCAACGCCUUCAUCGCGUCCAUCGACUUCUAGUCUGACCUGUAUAAGAUCCUAACCCUCAAUGUUAUCGUAACGUGCGUCCCUGCUCUAUGAGCUUUAGCGAUUGGUUCCCUCAUGACACAAC